Molecule: messenger RNA, 291 nt
Organism: Pseudocercospora fijiensis CIRAD86
Lineage: Eukaryota; Fungi; Ascomycota; Dothideomycetes; Mycosphaerellales; Mycosphaerellaceae
Exons: 2
Coding region: 1-291 (96 amino acids)
Source: RefSeq, a predicted model, not a curated record
AUGCGAACAAGUGCGGAACAACCCCGCUGCUCACGGCUCACGGACCGGCUGCAAGGGUCGUCACCUGGCAAUCGCUGCUCAGCAUGGCUGCCGAACGUGAAACCCUACUGUAUCUAUCAUGACCUCAAUCACUGGCCCCAACACAUGGAGAUAGCAAGCGCCGGCGAACUCUCCCAAGAAACAUUCGGCAUGGAGAUUCGAGCAGUGAGGCGCUUACUGGGUUUCUCGGGUUACGUGAGAAUGCCAAGAAUAGCAGAGCCUCAGCGCCUCCCCAUGUAUUUUACUAGGUAG